Aspergillus candidus is the source of this 1807-nucleotide messenger RNA. RefSeq names its product chaperonin-containing T-complex subunit CCT3. Lineage: Eukaryota; Fungi; Ascomycota; Eurotiomycetes; Eurotiales; Aspergillaceae. Gene Ontology annotation, biological process: protein folding. Gene Ontology annotation, molecular function: ATP hydrolysis activity; ATP binding; ATP-dependent protein folding chaperone. The record is from RefSeq and is a predicted model, not a curated record. The coding region runs from base 126 to 1745 and encodes 539 amino acids. Gene Ontology annotation, cellular component: chaperonin-containing T-complex. The transcript has 6 exons.
ACACUUCUUCCCCCCACCUUUCGGACGCCACGAGCUAUUCACGAAGGAUAUUUCUUUGGAAACAUCCGGACUAGCUGGCUUCUUUUUAAUCUUCCCCCGAGACAACGUAAACGUCCACCGCCAAAAUGCAGGCCCCGGUGGUGGUGAUGAACACCAAUUCUGGUGAGAGACAGGUUGGUCGUCAAGCACAGCUUUCGAACAUCGCUGCCGCGAAGACUGUUGCGGACAUCAUUCGAUCAUGUCUUGGACCCAAGGCCAUGCUGAAGAUGCUUUUGGAUCCCAUGGGUGGUAUUGUCUUGACCAACGAUGGUCAUGCAAUCCUGCGAGAGAUUGAAGUGUCGCACCCCGCAGCAAAGAGCAUGAUCGAGCUCAGCCGUACGCAGGAUGAGGAGGUUGGAGACGGUACCACGACCGUCAUCAUUCUCGCCGGUGAGAUGCUCGCACAGGCUCUUCCUCAACUCGAACGUAACAUUCACCCGGUUGUCAUCAUCUCGGCUUUCAAGCGCGCGCUCGCGGAUGCUCUUGCUAUCGUGGAGGAAGUGUCGGUACCAGUGGAUAUUCACGAUGACAAGUCGAUGUACACUCUGAUCCAAUCGUCAAUUGGCACAAAGUUCGUCUCCAGAUGGUCGGAUCUCAUGUGCAGCCUGGCAUUGAAGGCUGUGCGGACCGUCUCCUUCGACGCCGGUGGUGGAAAGCAGGAGGUUGACAUCAAGCGGUACGCUCGUAUUGAGAAGAUCCCCGGCGGUCAGAUCGAAGACAGCGAGGUCAUCGACGGUGUGAUGGUGAACAAGGAUAUUACGCACCCCAAGAUGCGGAGAAGGAUCGAAAACCCGCGUGUCGUCCUGCUCGAUUGCCCUCUGGAAUACAAGAAGGGCGAGUCGCAAACGAACAUUGAGAUCACCAAGGAGGACGACUGGAACCGAAUCUUGGAGAUCGAGGAGGAGCAGGUGAAGCGCAUGUGUGAGGCUGUCUUGGCUCUUAAGCCCGACGUUGUCAUCACCGAGAAGGGUGUUUCAGACCUUGCGCAGCACUUCCUGGUGAAGGCGAACAUCACCGCUCUCCGCCGUGUCAGGAAGACGGACAACAACCGUAUUGCCCGCGCUACCGGCGCCACCAUUGUCAACCGAGUCGAUGAUCUUCAGGAGUCGGACGUGGGCACGCAGUGUGGCCUGUUCGAAAUUGAAAAGAUCGGCGACGAAUACUUCACCUUCCUCACCAAGUGCCAGAACCCCAAGGCUUGUACCAUCCUGCUCCGUGGUCCUUCGAAGGAUAUCAUCAACGAGGUUGAACGCAACCUGCAAGACGCCAUGUCCGUUGCCAGAAACGUCAUCUUCCACCCGCGACUGUCCCCCGGUGGUGGCGCUCUCGAAAUGGCGGUUUCCGUCAAGCUGGCUCAGCUGGCCAAGUCUGUUGAGGGCGUGCAGCAAUGGCCGUACAAGGCCGUGGCCGAUGCGAUGGAGGUCAUCCCCCGGACGCUGGCCCAGAACGCAGGCGUCAGCCCCAUCCGUGUCCUUACCCGCUUGAGGGCCAAGCACGUCGAGGGCCAGACUAACUGGGGCUUGGACGGUGACUCCGGUGCCCUUGUCGAUAUGAAAGAGUAUGGCGUUUGGGAGCCCGAAGCGGUGAAGUUGCAAAGCAUUAAGACUGCGGUCGAGUCCGCGUGCUUGUUGCUUCGUGUGGAUGACAUCUGCAGCGCCAAGUCUGCCCAGCAGGCAGGCGCCCCUGUUGGCGGUGGAGAAGAGUAAGACAUAGAAAUAGUGGCUAAAAGAUCGCGUACAUAAUGCUGAACGAUUACUCUUUGGUUCUA